AUGGAACCCAUCCGCGCCCGCAAGCGACCCACUCCGGCGCCGGCAGCAGAAAGGUCGCUCCGGCCUGCCGAUAAGGAGGCCUCCGACCGCACCCAGCUCGCCGGCUUCACAGAUCUGCCCGCAGAAAUCCACCUUCUCAUCUCCAAGCAACUCAUAUACCCCGACGCCCUCUCACUGAAACACACCAGCAGCUACUUCUACUACCUCGUCGACACGGGCGUACGACUCAAGGUGGAGUGGCUCAUGGAGCGCCGCAUGCUUCAUCUUGAGUGCUUCUGA
Colletotrichum fioriniae is the source of this 279-nucleotide messenger RNA. RefSeq lists its product as uncharacterized. NCBI's taxonomy places the organism in Eukaryota, Fungi, Ascomycota, Sordariomycetes, Glomerellales, Glomerellaceae. The record is from RefSeq and is a predicted model, not a curated record.